Messenger RNA from Haplochromis burtoni (Burton's mouthbrooder), 2936 nucleotides. RefSeq names its product tyrosylprotein sulfotransferase 1 (gene tpst1). NCBI's taxonomy places the organism in Eukaryota, Metazoa, Chordata, Actinopteri, Cichliformes, Cichlidae. The transcript has 6 exons. Gene Ontology annotation, cellular component: Golgi apparatus. Bases 410 to 1552 code for a protein of 380 amino acids. Gene Ontology annotation, biological process: peptidyl-tyrosine sulfation. The record is from RefSeq and is a predicted model, not a curated record. Gene Ontology annotation, molecular function: protein-tyrosine sulfotransferase activity.
AACUGCUUUUUCAAUACCAGCCGAGCUCCUCGCUUUGUAGCAGGCUGGCUGGCGUUUCUUGCCUCCUGUCUACCAUCAGUCUAAGAACCGCGCUCCACAUAUCAUGUAUACCCACAGAAAAUACUCGUAAACCGGCUCCAGGAGACGGCAAGACUGCCUGGACACCGACACCGGAUUCGGUGGAGGUUUUGUGAUCGACUAACCCGAGCCUCUUGUGCCGUGUCCGCAGCAUUAGGCCUCAUGGAGCUGGAGACCAGACACCUGCUGUGCACCAGGGAGCUCGAUCCAUGCCCGGUUCCCAGUAAACAAACAUAAAGGGUGGGAACCUUACUGGCCCUCUACUUCCUUUACCCCAUACCCAAAAAUCGCCCCUGUGGUUAUCUUGUCCUCUCCCUUCUGUGGCCCCAGCAUGAUUGGCAAGCUGAAACAGAACUUGCUGGUGGCCUGUCUGGUCAUCAGCUCGGUCACAGUUUUCUACUUAGGCCGCCAUGCAAUGGAGUGUCACCAUCGCAUCGAGGAGUACAGCCAGCCAGGAGGAAUCCUGCCUUUGUCUGGGCUGGGAGGCAGCAUGCGGACCACCUUACGGACAGGCCAGAACCUCAGCAUGCCGUUCAUUUACAACAAAGACAUGCCGCUCAUUUUCAUCGGUGGCGUACCCCGUAGCGGGACCACACUAAUGCGAGCUAUGCUGGACGCCCACCCCGAGGUCCGCUGUGGUGAGGAAACUCGCGUCAUCCCACGCAUCCUGGCCAUGAAACAGAUGUGGAGCCGCUCGGGUCGGGAGAAGAUGCGCCUGGACGAGGCUGGCGUGACUGACGAGGUGCUGGACGCCGCCAUGCAGGCCUUCCUGCUGGAAAUAAUCGUCAAGCACGGUGAGCCCGCCAACUUUCUGUGCAACAAGGACCCAUUUGCACUGAAAUCUCUUUCCUACCUGGCCAAAAUAUUUCCCCGUGCCAAGUUUGUGCUCAUGAUUAGAGACGGUCGGGCUUCGGUCCAUUCCAUGAUCUCGCGAAAGGUGACCAUUGCUGGGUUUGACUUGGGGAGCUACAGGGACUGCCUGACCAAGUGGAACCGGGCCAUAGAGACGAUGUACACUCAGUGCCUGGACGCUGAAGACAAAUGCCUGCCUGUGCACUAUGAACAAUUGGUGCUGCAUCCUGAAAAAUGGAUGAGGACACUGCUGAAGUUCCUUGAUAUUCCCUGGAAUGAUGCCGUUCUCCACCACGAGGAGCUCAUAGGGAAAGCUGGAGGAGUGUCCCUCUCCAAGGUGGAGAGGUCCACAGACCAGGUCAUCAAGCCAGUUAAUGUGGAGGCCUUGUCCAAGUGGGUGGGAAAGAUCCCAGCUGAUGUGGUGAGGGACAUGGCCGUCAUCGCCCCUAUGCUGUCCAGGCUAGGCUAUGACCCACAUGCCAAUCCCCCAAACUAUGGCCAACCUGACCCCAAAGUGCUGGACAACACUAGAAGGGUCUAUAAAGGUGAAUUUCAGCUCCCAGAUUUCCUAAAAGAACAGCCACAGAUCCAGAAGGCUGCAGAGAGACCCAAUCCCAGUUAGGAGCAGAGGCAGCGUGGGCACCAAAACACACAGGACUCGCUGCAAAGGAACAGCGCAUCGCCGAUAUCGUCUCAGUCAUGUCACAGCCCUGUUCAGCUUUGGCACAUCUCAAGUGUCACAUGACCACAGCUGGGACACGCCCCCCCAAUAUAUAAAUACACACACACACACACACACACACACACACACACACACACACACACACACACACACACACACACACACACACACACACACAGACAGGUGGGCUGCGGCCACUCCUUGUCAUCAGAAGUCUCGGCCUUCAGCAUUGUACUGUACAAAAACAUGGAUGUCAGCGCCACUGAAUGUCUGCUGGUCGUCGUCUCACGUCGCGUCAUGCUCAUCAGCUUGUAGAAAUCAUUUCUGGCCUUUUAGAGGAAAAGUAUUUAUGAAUGGAAAAUUAGCUUUUGGAAGAUGCAAUACCUAUUUUGAUGAUGAUUUCCUUUUUUAAAAUUUUUUUUUUUUUAUUGUUUUUCAUGCCGUUGUAUUGUGCAAUGUCAUGGGUACUGAUCAGUUUGACGUAUCAACCGUGAUAAAAGAUGCUUUUUUUUAAACAAACCUUGUCUGUUUCUUGUGUAUAAUGAUCCGAAUACGGGAAGAUGUGCUUACAAAUACCCCGUGAUCAUCACAGUUUAAUGAAACAACCAAACAAGCUCAGUGCUGCUAUGAACAUCAGUCUGGUACUUUCAUGCUGCUUUUAUACUCUGAACACUCGGCGCCUCAUCCACCCACACCUGCAUGGAUGCAUCGGGGAAACGCAGCUCGAUCAGCUGGCCUUCUGCUUGCUAGGCGACCCGCUCUACUUCAGCUCUGAGCUUUGAUCCUCUUCCCUUUUAUUUUUCUUCAAACAAGCGCUCAUAACUAAAAUAAGCAUAACCAUAUUAUUGUUUUCUGACCUGAUUGUGUGAAAUAAUCUGAGGAGAUUUGACUACUCUGUUAGGCCCACCUGUGCACCAUGUGCUGCUGUAAUUAAAUCAGUUUAAUGACAACAAAAGUAGUACUUUUACAAGAGUUGUACUGAAAAAUAUUAACUUGCCCCUAAUAUUUUGAUCCAAGAAAAAUAAGAGUGGAGCAAACUUGGUUUUUUGUUAGAGGCUUUAAGGCACGUUUGGGUCUCGUCAUAGUUGCAGUGGUGCACCAUUAUUUUAAAAAAUGAAUAAAGGGCAGGGAUAGCUCAGUAGGUAGAGUGGUGCCCCAUGAUUGGAUGGUCGGGGGUUCAAAUCCACUGAACAGUACCCCCUGAGCAAGGUACUGUCCCAACACACUGCCCCCUGGGUGCUGGGUUGGUGGCUGCCCACUGCUUCACUGAGGGAAUGGGUUAAAUGCAGAGAGGAAUUUCCCUGUGGGGGUUAAUAAAGUAUAC